Messenger RNA from Amoebophrya sp. A25, 2323 nucleotides. The record is from the annotation of a GenBank genome assembly. Lineage: Eukaryota; Dinophyceae; Syndiniales; Amoebophryaceae.
UAUCUCUCAAGAAUUUAUCCAAAUUACUUUUCCCUUCUCUCGUCCCUAAGACAACAACGAACUUGUUUCAACCCUAAUAAUAAAACCACCAUGACUUGUUUCAUCGCUGUUGGCCAGUGUGGCAAUCAGAUUUCUAGAGAGCUACGAGCAACAGCAAACUUGAUCCAAGUCGACUCCGAGUCGAAGGUUGUCGAUAAGAAGCGAGGAAUCUACGAACAGUCUGGUCGUGGAUCGAACUGGGCUCUGGGGUAUAACGGAUAUCAAACAUCACGCCGUGGCUCUCAUCGGCAUAGUUCACAUGCCAGUCAACCUCUCCGGGAAGGCUCGAAACAAACCGCUUGGGACAGUGGUGGUGGCCACGGGCAUGAUCUGUACCUGGUACACCAAGUAAAAGCCCGAUUAAGAAAGCUUUUCGAGCAUGGUGGGGCAGACUAUACAGAUAGUGGUGGGGCAUCAUCUACUGUUGAUCAACAUAAAAAUUAUACCUCUGAAGAACAAGAGGAGCAGAGACGAGACAGACCCACAACCACAAGAAAUGGAGGUGGAAUAAAGCAGAUAGUUCUACUCCAUUCCGUUGCUGGUGGCACGGGCAGUGGUCUCGGUUCCCGUCUUUUAGAAGAGAUAGCAGAUUUGUACCCACGACACCGUCUGGCGUCAGCCGCUAUCUUACCUCUUCGUUCUUGCGGAAGCGAAACGUGUUUACAGAGUUACAACGCCUGUCUUACUUAAGGCCACCGCUGAUGCAUCCUCAGCACUAUCCUUGGCCCUUUUUCUACUUGAAAAAGAAGCCAGGGAUACUCUCAGGGAAGCAAACGCGCUAGCUCUAAUUUAUAGCGGCAUGGAUGCAGGAGUUUUGUGACGCAAAUCUGCUGUUCGAAAACGAGCAUUUGCUGUUUGGAACGGCUGGCGGUAGCUCGACGUCUAGACGGAGCGGUGUCGUGGAGAGUUGUUAUGAUUUUUUAUCGUCUCUACUUGCUUCAUGUUCAUUCUGAUACUACUAGAUGAGGUUUUUCCUGUCAUCGGCAUGUCACAAGAUUUCAACAUGAUAAGCGCUUUCUCAACACCCACUCCCUGACUCCACGCAGCACCCUUGUCAGGCUAUAAUGUCAAUCAAAUUUCCGAACAACACCGGGCAAGCAGCUCAGGGAAGGCGAACAAUGCGUUCAGCGAAGCAAACAGGCAGGUCGGAGAAGUGCUAAACUCCCUAGACUGGGAUUCGCUUUUUACGCAUGUGUGUCCCAUGCGACAGCUUCAUUUCGCGCAAGCUUACGCCUAUUCGUUGCCGAAGUCCGGGUUCGUAAAGUUUAUGGGGAAGACCGCAAUUGCAAUGUAAGUGCAUGACCAUGACCUACUUCUUGUUCUAGUUCUGCAUCGAGUACAUCAAGCUCUAAAGAAUCAAAUUUGACAAGCCGCGAACACGACGAGCAUCUGCAGUUCCUCAGACGGCACGUUUUACCUUCAGCCUUGCCACAAACUCCAGGAGAAAAUUCGAAGCGCGUAUUGUUUGCUGCGCAUGCAAGGACUAGAGGAAUAAACGGUGGGAUAUCAUUCCCGAGCAAGAACUGGAUCCCAGGCUAUGAAGCCGCAGAAUGGAAUCGACAUUUCGCCUACCUGGUGGACCAAGGUCGCGAAAUGAACGCUGACGUGGCUAUGACGAUAAAUUGGAGUCGGAGUGGAGACUUGCUUUUAAGAAGAUUGGAAUUUUUUCGGUUUUUUUUUGGUUGUACUGUCCCUCCAUAUGUAGGAUGUAGGAUGGACUUGGAUGGAUCGGAUGGACCUACCUAAAUCCUCGGGUCCUACUCGCAAUGCUUAUCAUAAGCGGAGCUGGGAAGUCCAUCCGUUCCAUCCGAUCCAUCCCAUCCUGAAUCCGGCGCCCCUUUAAAUUGUUCUAUUAAGUAUUUAAAGAUGCAUCAUGAAGAUGAUCAUCCAGCACCGAGAAGUGGGGUAAAGCAUUGAUGUAGUUAGUAUCAUCCUUUUUUUAAUCUUCCCCUUCAAAAUAAAAUCACCUCUACCUCCUCUAACAUCAUCCGCCUUCUUAACGAACGCCAGAAAGAAAUACAGAGGGCGUUGUUUUCUGCACGCCUUGGAGAAUCAUGGUGUCUAUUCACAGGAUGUAGAAGCUGCAUUAGACGUGGUAGACGCGGUAGUUUCGAAAUAUAGAGAGGGGUGAAGAUUAUUGGAGAUUGGAUCAAGAUCAAAAGGCAAUUACUAGAAAUUCAACGCUCCUCAUUUUACAUGCAAUUUUCCGUUUGCCCUUCACCUCACUAUCAUAUCGCAACAGACUGGGUACUAGCCUGCUAAUGCUGAAUGCGUUUUGUGUCCG